Molecule: messenger RNA, 1563 nt
Organism: Ilex paraguariensis (yerba mate)
Lineage: Eukaryota; Viridiplantae; Streptophyta; Magnoliopsida; Aquifoliales; Aquifoliaceae
Source: the annotation of a GenBank genome assembly
AUGUCAUCUUCAACUGAUCUUCGCGCCUCUGAAAACCCUAGCGACUGGCGGUUCACAUGGGAAGCCCAAUCACACACCCCAACCCUCCGAUUAUUCCUAUUCGAUCUGAACACCAAACCUUCGUGCCAAUGCACCAAUCUCGAAGUCAAGUUAGUGCUCGAACAAUCUCUACUAGUAGUCAGCUUUUUCGAAGACGAGGUCGAGACUUCACUGAGAGUUCCAAUUCCUAGGGUUUUGGUCGAUGUUGAAGCUCCGGUUCAGUUCAGCGCAUUGGACGAUCACAUCGAAAUAAAACUUGUUUUACUUCUUCCAGUCGAUCACCCGAUCGGUUUAAACUUUGAGUCCGUGUUGAAUUUAUCUGAAGAUUAUGAGUCUGCUCCACGAAAUGUGGUAUCGGAUGAAUUGCGGAAUCUUUCUAUGGAUUCUGGUUCAGAAGUUAAGAAUUUAUCUUCAAUGGAGGAGGUCCACUUUUACUGCAGAAAUUGCUCAAAUAAGCUGACAAGGUCCCUCAGAUUUUUCAAGGAAAUGCCAUCAGUCAACUGGCGAGAGGUAGCUGACAAUUGGUUUGGGGCUUGUUGUUGCUCAUUUGGGGGAAUAAGUGAGAAGCUGGUCACCAAGUAUGCAGAAUCCUAUGCAUGUGCAGCAGGUGUGUGCCUAUUGAGUACCACAUCUCUCACGCUUUGCAAGGAUGACCUUGUAGGCUGUAAAUUUCCUGACUUGGAUUCAAGCCAAGAUUAUGAGUCCGAACUGAAUGAUGCUGGUGGCAGUUUUUUAAUCGAAGUUACUCAAGAGAGUGGAAGUAAACAUGAAAGCAUAGUCUCCUGUGAGAAUCUAAGUCAGAGGAUGCAAGAUCUUGACGAAAAAUUUUGUAGUCUCUGUCCAAGGGAAAAUAACCCAGGCGCAAGACUGGAGCAUGAAGUUAUUGAAAAGGCAAGUAAUGGUGAUAGUUUAUCUUACGUGUGUCAUGAAUCUGAUAUCACAAGAAAUAUGGAAUUGCAUAAUGGAUGCCAUGCUGAUAUAAAAAAACAUAUUCAGAACCAUGAUACUGAAUGUUGCACUCAUGACUCAUCUGAAACUUCUCCAAAGGAGCCAAAAUGUGGAAUUGAACUACUACCAAAUCAGAAAAUUUUUCUUAAUGGCUAUCUUGGGAAUGGUUUCAUGGCUAGAUCCUCCAAUCUUUCGAAAGAUGUUUCAUGGAUUGAAUUUCCGUGCCCUCACUGUUCAUACCUUCUUGGAGCAUACCCUUGCAUAAAUGGUUGUUCACCAUUGGAUGGUGGAGUUCGAUUGUUGAAGUGUUACAUCUCAACUUGCCUGCCUGUUGGUGGAUCAAGUGAUUUGUUCAGGAAUUACACCUUGGAGAGGAUGUUCACAAAUCAGUUGCUAGAAAGUGCGGAAGAUGAAUUAUCAUUUCGAACUGUGGUUAAAGAUCUGCAUACCAAAUGUCCUGUAUUGCAACUUGUUCUCUUAAACCCACAUUCAUGGUGCUCUACUGGAUACUGUUUGAGCACUAUGGAACCAGUUGCCAAGAUGGAUAUNCAUGGUGCUCUACUGGAUACUGUUUGA